AUGAACAUGCAAGAUAAUGGCAGGCAGCAGUUGUAGAAUUGGUUCCAGCAAUUCCAUUGUAUUCUGUGUCUGUCAACUGAUAGGGAGUUUGUACUGUUGCCUUGUCUUGCAGUAAAGACAUCCAGGGAAGGAGAGAAAGAGAGGAGAAAGGAAGAUGGACAGAUGCCUCAGUGCCUGCUACCCCAGACCGCAGAGAGAACACUUAUUAUUGUUAAAAGAAGAGAGUAGAAGACCCAAAGGGAAAGGAGAAGAGACUGUAGAGAAGAGGACAACGCAUUCUGUCACAGAAGCAGCCUUGGGUCCCAGGCUGGUUAACGGGUCUCUUAAGAGGGAGAACAGUCCUUGGGACCCGUCAAAAGAUCGAUCUCCAGGGUUAGAGAUGAACCGCGCCCCCCCGACCAGUGACACUCCCAGCAGUAGCAGCUGCCUGUGUGGACCCCUCAGCGCCCCCACCGGAGUCACAGGGCCCACCACGCCUCGCAGAGGACCCCCAAAAUUCAAGCAGAGGAUGACCCGCCAGUUUAAGAGCAAGCCCCCUAAAAAAGGAGUCCUUGGGUUUGGCGAUGAUAUUCCAGGAAUGGAGGGCCUGGGAACAGACUACACAGUGGUGUGUCCUUGGGAGGCCUUUAGUCACCUGGAGCUCCACGAACUGGCUCAGUUUGGUAUCAUCUAGAUAAGAACCAGAACCAGCAAUCAUGUAAGGCCUUGUUUGAGACCAACUUACAUGGAACCAAACCAGAACCAGCUUCAGAGACCCAUUUUGAAUGAUCUGGCCCAGAGAUGCUGUGUGACUCCCAGCCCUGACAAGAGAAGCUGGGAAAACCCUUCUUUCCUAAACACCUUAGAUUAGUUAGUUGUUUUCUCCAUUUCUUAUGAUCAGUAAGGUUAUUAAUCCUACAAUCACUGUCCAGUUUCAUGUCAAAGCAUACAUAUUAAUCCAACAUUAGAUAAUCUGUGCAUGAGAAAACUAAUCUCUCCUGAUCCUUUAUUCCUGUUCUAUUUAAUCUCUUAUGCCUGUUGUAUCAUCUGCUGGAUUACGUAAAAAGCAUUUUUCUGUUUUACAGACAUUUAUUGGGAAAUGUUGCCUUUUUUUCUACUGAAGCCGAGCAGUUGGUGUCCUCUCUGUUAGAACC
Messenger RNA from Esox lucius (northern pike), 1133 nucleotides. RefSeq lists its product as uncharacterized. Gene Ontology annotation, molecular function: 3',5'-cyclic-nucleotide phosphodiesterase activity; cGMP binding. Gene Ontology annotation, cellular component: photoreceptor outer segment membrane. NCBI's taxonomy places the organism in Eukaryota, Metazoa, Chordata, Actinopteri, Esociformes, Esocidae. The coding region runs from base 155 to 673 and encodes 172 amino acids. Gene Ontology annotation, biological process: positive regulation of G protein-coupled receptor signaling pathway; visual perception; positive regulation of epidermal growth factor receptor signaling pathway. The record is from RefSeq and is a predicted model, not a curated record. The transcript is spliced from 4 exons.